CUCGAAACAAGAUACAAAACGUCGAACUGAACGCCACCCGAUAAUGAGAAUUAGAGGCGUGGUAGCACGCCGUAUCAUUCGACCUUCGACCUCUGUCGUCAUCCCUUUUUCUGUCUCCCGUUUGCUUCCUGAAGAUUCCCUUGUUGAAAACCAACCGGUCCCUCGAGCAGUCGGGUCACAGACGUUCCGAGAGCACACCGGCAACGAGCCGGGUUAAACGUUCGCGUGCAAACAACUUCGGUUCUACAACGACAGGCGAAGCAAAGUGACGAGGCUGAAGCGAAUCGAUUGACGAUCAGUCGACGACCGAUUGGCCUUGGUAUUUGGCGGUAGUUCCUGAUGCUACACGACGAAAAAAACGAUCUCCAACGCUCGAACUAUCGAGGCAGAGGGUAGUGAAAGAUAGACGAAAGGUGUCGUCGAUCGAGGGAACCCUAGGAAAUUGGAAAAGAAAGGUCACUACGAUGAUGGCCCAAUUCACCAAGAGGCAGUGGCUCACGCUGAUCGUCAUCAGCCUUGCCGAUUUUGCUAACGCGAUCUGUGUGUCGCUACAGGCGCCGUUCUAUCCGCAGGAGUUACACCGAAUCGGGCCAAAACUAUUGUUCAACGGUGGCAUCAUGACGACAGGGACGUGCGCCAUCUUCUUCGGUCUGCUCGACAGAGUGAACGGCCAUUAUCCCUUCAUAGUGCUUUCGUUCGUGAUUAGAAUCGUCGAGGCUAUGGGGAACGCGGCGUUUCUCACUGCCAGCUUCGCCAUUAUCGCCAAAGAAUUCCCGGAUAACGUGGCUAUCACCUUCGCUAGUUUGGAGACAUUUUUUGGUCUGGGCCUCAUUGUUGGCCCCACGGUGGGCGGUGCGCUUUAUCAGGUUGGCGGAUACAUAACACCAUUCGUUGUCCUAGGAUCAGCUCUCUUCAUAACUGCAGUUAUAACCAUUUUUAUCUUACCAGUUCACCCUAACAAUAACGAAGCAGCUCACAAUACAGUAGGCGUGACGAAAGCUCUGAGAAUCCCAGGCGUACUGAUCGCCACGUCGUCUAUAAUCGCAACCAGCAUGAGCAUAGGAUUUUUGCAAGCUACCUUGGAACCACACUUAAGGCAAUUCAAACUGAGCCCGAUCGUUCUGGGGUUAAUGUUCGUCAUUAACGGUGGAACUUACGCCGUUACCGCUCCUGCGUGGGGUUGGCUCUGCGACAAGCAUUCACAUCCAAAAGUGGCCACGGUAGCCGGAUGUAUACUCGUGGUCGUAGGAUUUUGUUUAGUGGGCCCAGCACCUUUCAUACCGUGUUCAACCACGCUGUGGAUGACAGUCUGUGGUCUGGUGGUUCACGGUUUAGGUAUGGCUGCACAGCUGGUUGCCAGUUUCACGGAUGCCUUGAGAACGUCGAUACAAUACGGAUUUUCAAACAACCUGGAGACGUAUGGGCUAAUAAGCGGACUAUGGACCAGCACGUUUGCACUUGGAGCCUUCAUUGGACCCAGUGUCGCAGGAAUUUUACUAGACAAUAUUGGAUUUAGAAACGCUACUAUGUUUAUCGUGCUUCUUCACAUGCUCGUGGGCGUGAUGGCGGCAGUGUUUCUGAGCAGUUGCACGCGAAGACACAAACCGUAUACGGAGAUCGGGCCGACGGAAGACCUAAGGGUACCGUUGACAGACAGCGGCCGCUCGCGAAGCGGAAGUCUUCGACACGCUCGCGGUCAGGGCGUGCCGAUCGACAGGCCCAGCGGCAUGAAUUCCCUGAUCGUGUGCAACAGUUAUUCGAACAGGGCCGGUGCUUGGUCCCGCGCGUCGUACAGCGGUCGUUAUUCCCAUAGUUACGGUUCGAUCGAGACGAAAAGGUACCUAGAAAUGACCACGUGAUGGCCACUGUUAUCCACAUGGGCACACGAACGGCGACAAAUUCUCGAACAGGCUCGUGCCCGACAGUAUUGUCAUGUUUCGCGAACCUACGGUUGCUCGUGAAAGUAUUCGUAACGUUUGUUUGAAUCUCGAAUGAAUAGAUCAAGUGUGUUAUAUGAGAUGUUCUAAUGUUUUAUUGAUAUUAUAGUGAAACAUCAUUGUUAUGAUUCUGACUACAUCGGUCAAGUUUAA
Messenger RNA from Heterotrigona itama, 2090 nucleotides. The record is from the annotation of a GenBank genome assembly. Lineage: Eukaryota; Metazoa; Arthropoda; Insecta; Hymenoptera; Apidae.